UCACAGCACGCAAUUCGCCCAUUCUGCGUGUGCUCUAGCUUUUGUGGGGUGUAUUUCAACAGACGACUCGUGAACCAGAAGACGUGGACUUGAAUUCAACCCGAUUCUCGGCCUAGAAAUGAGAAAAGAUGACCACACAACGGAACCCUGCCAUCCAUCUGAUUGCUGGAGGAGCUGGUGGAACUGCCGGUGCAAUUCUGACAUGCCCUCUAGAAGUAGUCAAAACACGGCUACAGUCGUCAGUAUAUACGUUCCCAUCUUCAAAUAUUCUCCUGGCCGGAAUUCAGAACGGCCACGGUACGCCAGCAGGCAUCGUUCAGCUCAGCACGUGUGCCCAGACCAGCACACAAGCAUUCGUCACAACAGGAAGGCCAUCCAUCGGAAUAGUACAGUGUAUUAGAUAUAUUGUGGAGAAUGAAGGUGUGUUGGCGUUGUUCAAGGGCCUGGGGCCAAACUUGGUGGGCGUGGCACCUUCAAGAGCCAUUUAUUUUGGCACCUACGCUCAGGCCAAGAAGUUCUUCAACAGACACAUGAAAUACGAGUCCAGUGCCGUCCACAUGAGCUCUGCGAUGUGUGCAGGUUUCACGGCCUGCACGCUCACCAACCCCAUUUGGUACGUCAAGACCAGACUGCAGCUGGACCAGAAGUAUGUCAACUCUACCUCGAACCAUACUAGACAGGCACAGAAAACGGGAGAGAACCUGACAGUGCGGGAUUGCGUGAGGAAAACCUACGGCAGGGAAGGUCUGCGUGGAUUUUACCGUGGAGUUACUGCGUCGUACGCGGGGAUCUCGGAGACUGUGAUUCACUUUGUGAUCUAUGAGCACAUCAAGCAGAUGAUAGCUCAGAACAGAUGUUGUGAUUGUGAAAAGACUUGGCAGGACUUUGUGGAGUUCAUGGGAGUAGCAGCUGUAUCCAAGUCACUGGCCACCUGCAUAGCUUAUCCUCAUGAGGUGGUGAGAACGAGAUUACGGCAGGAAGGCAAGAAGUACCACGGGUUCUUCCAGACAAUAGCGACGGUUGCACGCGAGGAAGGCUACCGCGCCCUGUACAGAGGACUGAAAACACAGCUGGUCCGACAGAUCCCGAACACUGCAACUAUGAUGGCUGUGUACGAGGUCGUCGUAUACCUCCUGGAGGGGUAACCGCCAACUGGCAAUACACAAACAGACAUUGCUGCUGAGGGAAUAGUUCUCAACACGGGAGCUAGCUAUGCAAUGCUGCAACAGAAGACGCAUGCAUGGAAAACUACAAAACCCCUUUCAGACUCUCAACAUGAGCACUACUAGAGGACAAUAGUUCACAAAGCUCUGAAAAUUGAAAUAGGUGAGGGGAGCAAUAGUUCAUUUGGAAAGCUCCACACAUCUCUGCAAUCACACAAGCACUGCAUGUACAGAUGUCAAAAGCAUUGUUUCUAUGUGAAGGGAGAACCUAGUGCCGUUGCCGUAUUUGUCAACUGUAGUGCCUGUAAACUCAGUGGAUGGAAAGCGUUGCUAUUAGAGGACAUUAGGUGUGCAAUUUGUACUUGAGCUGAGCCAUUCCCAACUCAGAAGUCAGCAGGGUUUAGCUGAAUGCUAGAUAGGGACCAUUUGGGAUGUGUAUAGAGCUAAGCUGUAUGGUAACUCAGAAAGAUGGUGUAUGGUACAUAUGUUGUAACUGACUACAGUUGACAUAAAGAUUCUCCAGCCUGAGUUUUGUACGAGACUGAGACUUAAGCCUGAGUUUUAUAAUGAGACUGAGAUUGAGACUUAACAAGUACUGUUGUGAAUUGGUCGUGAAUGGUACCAUAACAGAAAUUGAGAUGGUGGACCAGGGUAUGACAAACUUACUUCUGUCCGAGGACAGCCUAGUAUUGUAGUCGCACUUUGUGGUGCCAUGAUAUAUAUUAUAUAUCCAUAUACAUCUAUGUUGUAUAUCUAUGGAACACUGCAAACAUAGCCAUUAUUGAAUAGGCUAGACUUUCUAAAAGUGCCAAAGACUGACAUGCAGUAAAGGAAUGUCAGGGUCUUAUUCUGUAGUUUUGUAUGAACCAAGAGACAGGUUAUAUUAUUACUGCAAGACUCAAGAGCGAGCUCUUAAAAUCCUAAUUUGAGUUUUUUUUCUUCGAACAGUACUUAACCAAACUAGUGAAACAUUUUUGAAAUGUUAAACAUAGAGAUUGAGUACAAUUAACAGAAGCAGCGAAUUAUGAUUGAAAAGUUCCCUAAGUUUUAUCAGUGUUACCCCUAGAGGUCUUGGCAAAAAAAAGUUGCUUAACGAAGAAAAGUUGCGUUUUUCUUAGUUCUUGUACAUAGGUUGUUGAAUCAUGAAAAAUUGUAUAAUACUGUGAAUACAAAAUUAUGUUGCUUUUGUUGUUGAUGUCUCAGUAACUAAUAGAAGACUUUUUGUACUGCUGGGACAAUUUACCUUUUCCAGACAACUGAAAAGAUGAUGAAGGAAGACCCAAACAUUUCUAAAACAAAACGUCUUCUUUUUACUCUGGGAGACAUCUUCACAUGAGUUGUAAAAUCAUUCUGUACAGAGUUAUGUUACACCUUGUUUAUAUUGUACAUUAAAGUAUAUGUGCCAAGUCA
This is a messenger RNA of Branchiostoma floridae (Florida lancelet), 2573 nucleotides long. RefSeq names its product solute carrier family 25 member 36-like. Gene Ontology annotation, molecular function: pyrimidine nucleotide transmembrane transporter activity. Gene Ontology annotation, biological process: pyrimidine nucleotide import into mitochondrion. The transcript is spliced from 7 exons. NCBI's taxonomy places the organism in Eukaryota, Metazoa, Chordata, Leptocardii, Amphioxiformes, Branchiostomatidae. Gene Ontology annotation, cellular component: mitochondrion. The record is from RefSeq and is a predicted model, not a curated record. Bases 129 to 1145 code for a protein of 338 amino acids.